Messenger RNA from Dermacentor andersoni, 1500 nucleotides. It is a transcript of the gene eIF2Bbeta, whose product is annotated as eukaryotic translation initiation factor 2B subunit beta. Gene Ontology annotation, cellular component: eukaryotic translation initiation factor 2B complex. Gene Ontology annotation, molecular function: translation initiation factor activity; guanyl-nucleotide exchange factor activity. The record is from RefSeq and is a predicted model, not a curated record. Lineage: Eukaryota; Metazoa; Arthropoda; Arachnida; Ixodida; Ixodidae. Gene Ontology annotation, biological process: translational initiation.
ACAACUAACAAGUAGCUCACGGUUAAAUACUACCAUAAAUGAAACGUUUUAGCGCGCCUGACAAUAAAUAUUAGCAUUAUGUAAACCACACUUCAAUCAUCUCUAGCAGCCGCUCAGUGCAAUGGUUGGCCAUGCUGGCUAUGUUGUUCUGCACAAGCCAAUAAUAGUCUAGCCAAGACCGGUACGGCAGUUAAAAGUAUUUCUGUUGCUUGCUACGCGAUCUGUUCCCAUAUGUAAUUGAAAUGUCGCGAGGCGUGAUCGCGAAGUGAAUUGCUCUCUACUUGCUUUCGGCAUUCGAUUGGCAUCCCGUACAGUGCGCCCGCAAAGCCGAUAGUUGCUGAGGUUUACCUGGUUUACCGCCGAUUGCCUGAUCGGCAGGACAAGACCGAUCAGCCGGCGCUUUUACGGAGUGCCUGGGGGGACUUCUAAAACAGCGUUCUCUGCUCGUAGCUACCCAGCAUGGACGCUGAAGCAGAGGCUCGGCUCACGCUUACGGAGCUGUUGCGGCUAGUCCGCGAAGAACCGUGGCAGCAAGCCCAAGAGCUGUUGGACCUCGUGAGGGCCCGCGGCAAGAACCUCGCGCCCCUGUCACCCAGUGCCAACGUAGUGCGCCGUGUGUUACGUCUCAUUCGCGACGAGUAUGCCAGCGCCUACUGGGGUCGUCAGGUGGAGGCCGACAGGGACUCGCUUCAGAAGCUCCUGUCGGCACGUGACGACUCGGUCAGCGACUACACGCGACCACUUCCAGGGCUGCGUGAACAGCUGCUGGACAGUCUUGAUGAGCUCGAGCGCGAGCUGCGGCACAGCGCCGAGAAUGUGGCCGCCCAGGGCCCUGAGCACAUUCAGUCCGGAGACCUGCUUCUUACUCAGGGGAGAUCGCGCACCGUGGAGGCUUUCCUCAAAAGGGCUGCCCAGAGCCAGCGCACAUUUCAGGUUCUGGUGGCAGAAGGGGGACCGCGCUGCGAGGGCGUGCAGCUCGCGGAGUCCUUGGCACGUGUGGGCAUCGCAACCACUCUGGUCCCGGACUCUGCGAUCCUGGCUCUAAUGCCUCGGGUGAGCAAGGUGAUCCUGGGAACGGACUGUGUCCUGGCGGACGGAGGCCUUCAGGCUCCUUGUGGCAGCCACGCCUUGGCCCUGGCUGCGCGACACUGUGCGGUGCCGCUACUGGUGUGCGCGCCGGGGGCCACGCUGAGUCCGCAGCUGCCCUGCUCGGAGAGCGCCUACCAGCAGCUGGGAUCUCCGGAGCCCCUCGGGCCGGAGCCGCGCUCAGGAGCGCUCCUGCUCAACCCGGCCUCCGACUGCGUGCCACCGGACCUCGUUCCGCUGCUGGUGACGAGCGCCGGUGGGCACGCCCCCUCUUACGUCUACAGGCUGCUCAGCGAGGUCUACCAUCCUGACGACCACGCAUUGACUGCUUCCUGAAAGGAGGAAUAAACAAUACAGCGAGAGUGCGCGUUGGAAUAAACGGGCACCUUUAUUAAAGGCCAUGCUCACAAUAUG